UUUCAUUAAUUGGAAUCGAUUGGUGGUCGUUUGAUGGUCUUUGGUAGAGUCCUAGAUAAUAGAGAAGCGACAUUGAAGGGAAUGGUCUGAUUGGCUAACUAAAUCACGUGAUCCAGCGCCAUUUUGUUUCUCCCUUAUGGUUAAAUAAGUGAGGUUAAUGCACGUUAGAGGCCUGCUGCACGUGAGACAACGCGAGACAUUACUGUUUACGGUUGGGCAGCGAUCAUGAAACUUCGAGCGGAACUUUUCACUUUUCACGAUUCCGCUUGUCCAGAUUCCGCGUGAAUUUUUUCAUGAAUUUCAGAGGCAUUACGAGCGAUUAUGUAUUGAGAUAUAUGAAAAGUGAAAUCACUGAAUAUAUGGUAACAUCAGGUAAAGAAAAUUACAAAGAAAUUACUAGUAUCAUCUUAAACCGCGAAUCGCCGAUAUUUCAAGAAAAAUAUAUGUAGUAAAGUAAGUAGCUGCAAACAUGAAUGUGACAAUAAAACAGAAAGAAAUAUUGUUAAAUAAUUUGAAAAAUCAUGCGGAUUUAGUGAAAGGUCGAAUAGACCGAAAAAGUGAAAGCAAACGGAAAAUGAAUGAUAUGUGGAAUAAGGUAGCUGAAAACAUUAAUGCAGCUAAUGCAGGUCUUCGGAAAAAUGGACAAGAAUGGGCAAAGACAUGGAAAGAUAUGAAAUCGUACAUAUUGAAGAAAGAAGCUAAACGAAGAAAUUAUAUACAAGGGACAGGUGGUGGAUCUCCUCCUAAAAUUCCUUUUUCAAGUUUUGAAGAAGAAGUUUUACAAUUGUUAACACCGGAGGCAGCUGGAAUGGAAAAUAUUCCAGAGGGUGGAAUAAUUGAUGAUACAGAAGAGACAGUACAAGAAUGUGGUCCAAAUAAUGAUUAUUAUGAAAUAGUAGAUGAGCAGAAUAUGUUAUCACAUCUAGAAGUAGAAGAAGAUAAUAUAGAAAAUGCAUCGCCAAAUAUUGAUAAAAGAAAGCAAAAGAAUAUUAAUACAGUUACACAAAAAAAUAGUACCAAAAAAGAAAAGUCCACGCAUCAGUUAUCAUACAGCAUAUUAAAUAUUCAAGAAAAGAAAUUGAAAAUGAAGAAAAAAGAAUUAAAAAUUAGAAAAAAAACAUUAAAGGCACAAGAAGAUAUUUUAACUGAGUUGAAAAACAUAAAAUAUAUGUUACAGGCACCUGCAGAUGAAUUAGUAUUGUAAGAUCAUUAACAUAUUUUAA
Messenger RNA from Temnothorax curvispinosus, 1223 nucleotides. RefSeq lists its product as uncharacterized. NCBI's taxonomy places the organism in Eukaryota, Metazoa, Arthropoda, Insecta, Hymenoptera, Formicidae. The record is from RefSeq and is a predicted model, not a curated record. Gene Ontology annotation, cellular component: nucleus. The transcript has 4 exons. Bases 470 to 1204 code for a protein of 244 amino acids.